This is a messenger RNA of Belonocnema kinseyi, 1678 nucleotides long. RefSeq names its product alpha-(1,3)-fucosyltransferase 10 (gene FucTB). Lineage: Eukaryota; Metazoa; Arthropoda; Insecta; Hymenoptera; Cynipidae. Bases 361 to 1653 code for a protein of 430 amino acids. The record is from RefSeq and is a predicted model, not a curated record. Gene Ontology annotation, cellular component: membrane. Gene Ontology annotation, molecular function: alpha-(1->3)-fucosyltransferase activity. The transcript is spliced from 9 exons.
CUAAAGAAGACUGAAACGAUACAACUGAUGUUAUGUUUCAAUGUAUUGAGAUUUGAGAAACAGCGCCCCUUGCGAACUUGUGAAACACUGCAGAAAUGCGGAAAUAAAUGAAAUUCACAACCACAUGUAUAUGUCAAAUCUCGCGGCUGUCAAAACAGUAUUAUAUUUUAUUAAAAUGUGUGUAAAUUCGAUAAUUUUUAUAAGAAAUUACGUAUGAGUCAUGUGUGAGGCAUUUUAUCAGUAUUCUUAUUCAGAAUGUGAGAGAUAUUUCAAUUUAUUCAUUCUUCUUUAUACACAAAGACAUAAAAACGACUUCAAGAAUUUCAAGAUAUUUAAUGAUUUUUACGGUUUUAAUCAAUAAUGAUUCGUCGAGGAACUGGACUUCUUGUUCUCACUAUUGCGGGGAUAAUUUUUACAAUUCUUCAGUCGUGGCUAAUCAAAGAACCAGAAGAAUUAAAUAUCACAGAUAUUAAGCAACCAAUAAUUUUAUGGUGGAAGAAAUAUGGUACAGAGGGUAAGAGAACAUGUGGGGAAUUUCAGUGUUACUUCUCAGCAAAUCGAGAAUUACAAGCACAUCCCUUUUUAAACGCAAUUAUAUUUUAUGGUACUUAUCUAAGCUUUGACGAUUUACCGAUUCCAAGACCAAGACAUAUUCAGUGGGGAUUGUUACAUGAAGAAUCACCUCGCAAUAAUCCAGCAUUUGUUAACGAAGAAUUUUUAAACCUCUUCAAUUAUUCGUCCACAUUUAGUCGAUUUAGCGAUGUCCCGAUUUUACAAAUUCCAGGAAUUGAGGAUUUAAUGACUACUAAAUUCUUCGUCCCUUUUGAGAAAAAGGAUCUUCUAAUCUCGCAAGAUGAUUUUGCUCCUUUGUUAUAUAUUCAGUCAAAUUGCGAUUCUGUUAACGACAGAGAUGCUUAUGUUUCCGAAUUAAUGAAAUAUAUUCGAGUCGAUGCUUACGGCGAUUGUCUAAACAACCGCAAAAUGCCAGAGGCGUUGAAGCAUGACUACUUGGAAGCUUUAUGCGAUGAGGAAUUUUAUAAAUUUGGGGCUAGAUAUAAAUUUACUUUGGCCUUUGAAAAUGCAGAUUGCGAGGAUUAUAUAACAGAAAAGCUUUGGAGGCCUCUCAUUGUUGGUUCUAUACCAAUUUAUUACGGUUCGCCGACUUUUAAGGAUUGGCUUCCAAACGAUAAAUCAGCAAUUUCAGUUCGCGAUUUCGUAAGUCCAAAAGAAUUAGCAGAGUUUGUAGAAAAAUUAUCAAAAAAUCAAAGUCUUUAUGAUGAAUACUUAGCUCACAAAUUAGUUGAUAGAACUUUAUCCUUAAAGAAUGAACGACUUUUGAGUCUCUAUUCAAAAAAACCACAGGGUAUAACUUUUGAAGAGAGUCUUAAUGAAUUUGAGUGUCAUAUUUGUAAAGCAGUGAGUACUGGGAAUAAAUCGAAAAAAUCUGUAGUAACACGGAGUCAUUUCAGUUGUCCAAAUCCAACAAGUGCUCUAACUCGCAAAGUCAAUCCAAAAAAUCCAUGGGUGGAUUUUUGGAAGGUCAGUAAAUGUGAGGCAAAAUUAAUUGCUCAUUACGUUACUAAUAAUAUGAGAAUUAACAAGACUGUAUUUGAGGAAGAGAGAUCAAAAAUGUACCUGAAUAAGGAGUGUUAAAUAGGAUAUAUAUAUAUAUAUAUUU